ACAAACAAACAUCAUCGAACUUCAUAGGAUUGACGGUGCCAAAAAGAAGAAAUCCCAUCUCUAUCUAUCUAUCUCUCUAUGAAUCAGCUGAUGAGCUAUAAUAUGAUGCCUCAUUCUUCGAUUACAAUCAACGCCUUCAACAACUACUAGUAGAAACAGCUGAUGAUGCCAUUAUAAUACAAACAACAACAGCAACAACGAUUUAUCUCUUCACCAAACUCUUAAAUCCCUUUCCAGAUCAGAUCUUUCUAUUUCUAUUUCUCUCAAUUCAGAUUUCAUAUAUUAGAUUAUCUAUUAUUACCGAUUCAACAGCUUCUUUCAUUCAUCUAUGUCUCCCCUUCUCAGAUUGGAGUCUAAAUGGGGUUGACAGUAGAUUGGAAAUGAGAUGUUGCAGAGUAACCUGAACGAGGAGGAAAUUAAGACCUCUGAUAUAAAAAAUAGUCAGACAGAAAGUGAAAGUGAAAGUGAAUUUGAAAGCUUAGUUCUUCCCAGGGACCCUUCAUUCUCAGGCUGGAGCGAUGAUAUCGCUGAUUUCCGAUCAGAUCAUCUGUUAGGAAAAUCAGCUGAUAUCGUCGAAGAUUUUCGCUUUGAGCUUCCAUUAAGUGAAUUACAAACUGGGCCUGAGAAAGAGUUGUUGAAGAUGAAAAACAUGCAGACCAAUGGUGUGCAUGGAAAUGAAACUAGUGCCUUUGAUGAGGCUAUAAGCAGUGAAAAGGUUAUCGCGUUUAACAUUGAAAAUGGGUCGAGAAGGGUGGGAAGCUACUCAAAUUCUGUUAAUGGAUAUGACUCGAUUGAUAGUCAUGAUGGAGAAUCCCAAUCCCGUAUAGUUUCUAAGAAUCCCAUUUCUGCAUCUGAUGUGUUGAAAACGCUCUUCUUUAUACUCGUUUGGUACACUUUCAGCACAUUCUUGACACUGUAUAAUAAAACUUUACUAGGAGAUCAUUUGGGGAAAUUCCCAGCUCCCUUGUUGAUGAAUACGGUUCAUUUUGCGAUGCAAGCCAUAUUAUCGCAGGGAAUUACGUGGUUUUGGUCUAAAAGAUUUCAGCCUGGAAUUCCAAUGUCAUGGAGGGACUACUUUGUGAGAGUUGUACCAACUGCUCUAUCAACUGCAUUGGAUGUUAACCUGAGCAAUGAAUCCCUGGUUUUCAUCUCUGUCACUUUUGCUACUAUGUGUAAAUCUGCUGCUCCAAUAUUCUUGCUUUUAUUUGCAUUUGCAUUCAGGUUGGAAUCACCAAGCAUGAAGUUACUUGGCAUCAUCGUUGUUAUCUCUGCUGGUGUAUUGCUUACAGUUGCGAAAGAAGCAGAAUUUGAAUUCUGGGGAUUCCUUUUCGUAAUGCUUGCUGCAGUUAUGUCCGGUUUUAGAUGGUGCAUGACUCAAAUUCUUCUUCAGAAAGAAGACUAUGGUUUGAAAAACCCGCUUAUCCUGAUGAGCUAUCUAUCUCCAGUAAUGGCAGCUGUGACUGCAAUACUAUCUCUUUUAUUGGAUCCUUGGGAUGAAUUUAGAAAUAGCAAUUACUUUGAUAGUUCAUGGCAUUUCACCCAAAGCUGCUUUCUUAUGCUCUUUGGUGGCACACUUGCCUUUUUUAUGGUUCUGACAGAGUACAUUCUUGUGUCGGUUACUAGUGCGGUGACUGUAACAAUAGCAGGGGUCGUCAAGGAGUCUGUCACUAUUUUGGUUGCGGUAUUUUAUUUCCAUGAUGAAUUUACAUGGUUGAAGGGGAUUGGUCUAAUCACGAUUAUGAUUGGUGUUGGUUUAUUCAACUGGUACAAGUAUUUGAAGCUACAAAAGGGGGGAAAAGGCGGAGGAGAGGAUUCAAUUGCGUCGCUGCAGAAAAAUGAUGCUUCCAAAUAUGUUAUUCUCGAGGAUGAGAUGGAUGAUGAUCUUCGUGAUUAGAUUGUUGAUUGCCCGUUGAUUUAGUUAUUUCUCAAACCUUUCCCGAACUUCUACACUCGACCUUGAGCUUCUUUUACUAGAGAGUUGAUUGUAGAAAUGAAAAAAAAGGAAUGAAUUUUGCCAUUAUUCUUCAUCAUGUAAAAUUUAAUGAAUUGUAUAAUAUGAUGAUUUCUUCUUAGUUUUGAAUUUGUGUACUUUUGGAGGUGCUUUUCUUGAUUCAUUUUAUUGUAAUACUGUGACUUUAUUAUUGUA
Molecule: messenger RNA, 2146 nt
Organism: Impatiens glandulifera
Lineage: Eukaryota; Viridiplantae; Streptophyta; Magnoliopsida; Ericales; Balsaminaceae
Product: probable sugar phosphate/phosphate translocator At1g06470
Exons: 12
Coding region: 386-1894 (502 amino acids)
Biological process (GO): UDP-glucose transmembrane transport
Cellular component (GO): Golgi apparatus; endoplasmic reticulum-Golgi intermediate compartment; cis-Golgi network
Molecular function (GO): antiporter activity
Source: RefSeq, a predicted model, not a curated record